GGAUCCGUACGGCGAGUAUCCGAAGAGCAUGCAGGCAUUGGUAGGGAGCAGAUUGCCCAAAUUUACGAAAGCAGAGUCCAAGAUGUUGAAAGGGUCCAUUGAUUUCCUCGGUGCAAAUUACUACACUUCAAAUUAUGAAGCAAAUGCUCCCCCAUCAAAUACUUCCAGCUUGUUCAGUGAUGCCAGGGCAAACAUCACAACCGAGAAGAACGGAGUCCCGAUUGGCACACCCGUAAUCUCGAAGCUUUCUCUUUUCACCGAUGUGAGCUGGCUUUUCGUAUAUUCAAAGGGUUUGAGAGAUCUUAUGCUACACAUGAAGAAGAAACACCACAAUCCACCGAUUUACAUCACGGAGAACGGUUAGCCGGAUCACCGGAGU
Molecule: messenger RNA, 379 nt
Organism: Hibiscus syriacus
Lineage: Eukaryota; Viridiplantae; Streptophyta; Magnoliopsida; Malvales; Malvaceae
Product: beta-glucosidase 12-like
Exons: 3
Coding region: 29-364 (111 amino acids)
Biological process (GO): carbohydrate metabolic process
Molecular function (GO): beta-glucosidase activity
Source: RefSeq, a predicted model, not a curated record